AUGGGUAAGAGAGACCGGCACGGGGUGAAUAUCCCUGGCGCUUUGAUGGAUCAGAUUCGCGAAAGUGGCCGAUAUGAUGAUGAUGAGCGCUUUAAACGGCAAAAGCGGAAGAUCAGCCGAAAAGAGAGACGGAAGGAGCAGAGAGAACAGAAGAAGAGAAAGCGAGGGGGAGACAAAGAGGAAAGGGCGAUUAUGGAUAGAUUGAAGAAAGUUAAGGGUGCUAGGGAUAUUGAGAAGGAAGGAAAGCAGCAGAAGAAAAAUAGCACGCUCAAAAUUGUGAAGGAAGAAGAGCUGGAAGCUGACGAUAGCGACUUGAACGAAAGUGAAGAGGUAGAGUAUGAAGAGUUCACGGGCUUUGACGAUGAAGAAGAAAUUGAAGAGGAGGAGUCAGAUAAUGAUAGUGAUGAAUCGCUUGAUGACGAACAGAAAGACGUGAUGGCCCAGUUGAUGAAGCUGAAAGGAGCUAAAAAGGGCAGCAACGUGAAAAUCGUCAAGGAGGACGAGCUGCAAGACGAGGUUGAUGAACUGGAGGGAGACACCUCCAGCGAGGAAGAAUUUCAUGAGCUGGAGGAUGAGUCGCACACGGAGUCAGAGGUAUCUGGAGAUGAAGCAACGUUUCCCAAAGUAUUUGAUAAAACAGACGACGAUCUCGAAUACUACGCAAAGAAACUUGGCAUCAAGAAAAACAGCAAACUGAAAAAGACUGACGAGCAUGACAUCAUCGGUGGGCUCCUAGACGGCCUGGAAUUCGAUGGUUCAGGAUCUGAGGAAGAGGAAGAGGAAGAGGAAGAAGACUCCACCACCGACUCUCUGGACGAAGAGGACAGAGAGCUGCUGAAAGAGAUGGGUGAAUUGGAGACCUCUGAAAGCGAUUCAGACUCAGAUGCUGGCCCUUCUGUGCGUGAAAAUCCGUACGUUGCUCCAGUCCCUGCUGGAAAAUAUGUUCCUCCAGCUUUACGUCGUAAGCUGCUUGAAAAUGACGAUAGUGAAGAGAUGCAAAAAAUCAUUCGUUCUGUCAAGGGUCCGUUUAACAAACUGUCUGAGGCGAACCUUUUGACAGUCGUGAAUGACCUCAGUGCAUUGUAUACCGAAAAUGCGCGCCAAAUCGUCAACGAAGCCAUAAUCAAGGUGGUAUUCCAAUCGGUGCUGGUUUCGACACCGAUGCUUGACAGCUUUCUCGUUCUCUAUGCCACAGUUAUCGUUGCGCUCUACCGUUUGCAGGGAGUGGAAUUUGGCGCGUAUGCGAUCCAGACGCUGGUUGAAAAGCUUUGCGAGUAUAUCAAGACAGAAAGUUCCAAUAAGGAAGCGUCGAACUUGAUUGCGCUGAUUGCAUUUUGCUACGAACUGAAUCUGCUUUCUUCCAGAUUAAUGUAUGACGUGAUUGGACAGAAGCUGAUAGAUAGCCCUACAGAAUUCAGGACAGAGCUCUUGCUAAAGGUGAUCAGAUCCUGCGGUUCAAAACUCCGCUCGGAUGAUCCUAGCUCGCUCAAGGAAAUUGUUCUUACUUUGAACAAGAACGUCGGCUCGGAUAUGAGCACCAGGUCCAAAUUUCUGAUUGAAACUGUUUCCAACUUGAAGAACAACAAGCUUAAGCAUCUUGAGAACGAGGCCACCUCGGGGCUAGUGACUAGACUGAAAAAACAGCUGGGAAGAAUCAGGAGUGUCGAUCCUAUCAAAGUGUCCCUGAGUGAUAUAGAAAACAUCAACGAAAAAGGUAAAUGGUGGCUUGUUGGAUCUGCUUGGAAAGGAGAUGAGAAAAAAGUCGAAGAGUCUACAAAGUCUGUGAUCGAUGCGCUGGAUAAGUCUGAGCCAAACUGGCUGGAACUGGCUAAACAACAUAGAAUGAACACGGACAUCAGACGUGCCAUUUUCAUAUCCAUCAUGUCCGCUAGCGAUUACAUGGAUGCAUACGUCAAGUUAGAGAAAUUACGGCUAAAAAAGACCCAACAACGCGAAAUUCCUCGAAUUUUGAUGCAUUGUGCUUCCAUUGAGACCGUUUUCAAUCCGUAUUACGCUUUCGUUGCCAAAAAGCUUUGCGAGGACCACGCCAUGAGAAAGACGUUCCAGUUCAACUUAUGGGAUUUGCUUAAAGAGCUGGAAGGAGAAGAAUACGAAGAAUUGGAAGAAACACCGGACGAAGAUGAAAAACUGAAGAAAACCCUGAACCUGGGAAGACUGUUCGGCACUCUUGUUGGCGAGGGGUCUUUGCCGCUAAACGUUUUACGAACUGUCAAUUUCCUCACAGCUAGCGAAGAUACGAAAUUAUUUGUGGAGAUAUUUAUGAUUAGUUUCUUUGAUAGCGUCGGAAAGCUGUCAGAGCAGAAGAUUUUUGGUGCCGGCGAUAAAAAGCACAAAACAGAAGACAUGCGAUACAAUGACAAGACGAUGGUCGAGCGGAUCAAUAAAUGCAAGGAACAACCAACGUUACUCAGAGGGUUGCAAUAUUUUUUACAACAUAAGGUUAGAGAUAGCACCUUUAUUAAAGGAAAAAAGCAGCGGUCAAGAGUUCAUUGGGGAGUCGACUCCAUGAGCGAUAUCGUUGGAGAAUUGUUUGCCUAG
Ogataea parapolymorpha DL-1 is the source of this 2559-nucleotide messenger RNA. Its product is annotated as Nucleolar MIF4G domain-containing protein 1. The record is from RefSeq and is a predicted model, not a curated record. The transcript has a single exon. Gene Ontology annotation, biological process: ribosomal small subunit biogenesis. Bases 1 to 2559 code for a protein of 852 amino acids. NCBI's taxonomy places the organism in Eukaryota, Fungi, Ascomycota, Pichiomycetes, Pichiales, Pichiaceae. Gene Ontology annotation, molecular function: RNA binding; protein binding. Gene Ontology annotation, cellular component: nucleolus.